AUGACAGACAAGGUCGUCCCGGAAAUGUCCGCCGACCACACUGUCCCGGUCUCCGGGCUCGAGGAGCUCAAGAAGCACCUCGACGAGCUCGUAUCCGCGCCCGAGACGCCCCUCAACCCGAAACUCCUCGACGAUGUAGAGCUCCAGCUGAACGAAACAAACAUCCCGCCCCUCCUCCCCGUCCUCCUCCCGAACCUCACCGCGAUCCUCAAGACGACGCCCCACGACCCCUCCCCCGUCGUCUCCCUCACCAUCAAGCUCCUCGGCCCCGUCCCCUUCACUCAGGUCCUCCAGCUGGCCGACGAGUCCUCCCUCAUCGUCGCCCUCCGCUCUCCGAGCCCCUCCGCUAACCUCCUCGCCCUCGCCCUCCUUGCCAAGGCCGCCGCCGCCCCCUCCGACGCCGCCAUCCUCUCCCUCAUGCCUCGCGUCAUCGAAGACCUCCUCCGCCGCUGGCUCUCCGCCCCGCAAGUCGAGGUCGGCGAAAGGGCCACCCGCGUCCUCGGCGACCUCCUCGACGUCGACUGCGAGCUCCCCCCACCCCCCGCCACCGCACACCGGGCUUGCCCGGCCGCGAGCUCGCCAGACGCCGCGCCCCGGGACAGGGCAGGCGACUACAGAAGAGCCCCUGCCCGCGGCCGUGACUCCGACCCCGCCGCCGACCCCGCCGACCUGUCGGCCCACCAGCUCUCCCUCGCCCAGGGCCGCGUCCUCCGCAUCCUCCCGCGCCUUGCCGCACUUAACAUCGUCGAGGUCGCCACCUCCCCGUUCCCCGACCUCACCGGCUCCGCCGACACCGGCCUUCUCCAGCUCGCCGCCCUGCACAUGGUCGACAAGACCGACACCCUCAUGCACCUCAACCUCGUCGACUUCUUCGAGACCCUGCUCAGCGUCAUGCGCGUCGUUGACCACUCCCACCGCACCAUGGGCAUUCUAAAAGACGUCGUGAGGCAGGCCGUCGCGGAUGACGACACGCUGAGGACGGCCCUCUUGACCUUGCACGACCGGACGGUGCCGGAGGAGUCGGACGCCCUGCGCACCUUUGUCAGAGACGUCAUGGCAUGA
This is a messenger RNA of Colletotrichum graminicola M1.001, 1062 nucleotides long. RefSeq lists its product as uncharacterized. Bases 1 to 1062 code for a protein of 353 amino acids. The transcript is spliced from 3 exons. The record is from RefSeq and is a predicted model, not a curated record. Lineage: Eukaryota; Fungi; Ascomycota; Sordariomycetes; Glomerellales; Glomerellaceae.